AUGGCGAGUCGAGGGAGUGGGAAUGGUUUGGGGAUCCUGCUGGUUUUCUUACUGGAUUUACUGGGGACGACGGCCAGCAACAUGGAGCCCAUCUACUGGAAUUCCCUGAACGAAAGAUGUGACUGUGCGUGGGCCCCCGCUGUGGAGCCAGGCAUGAAGCCCUUAAUGAGGGCUUAUUGUCAGCAGUGGGUGGAUUCACCCAACGGGGAGCAGGACACGGGAGGCUUUGAAGUUCAGACCGUCCACCUGCAGUCGCCCUCCACCUCUCCUCCUCCCAUCGUUCCUUCCACCUCCAUGGACACAGGCCCAUAUGGACUGCCUCCGAAGAAGGAGCCAGCGGGACGCACCACCAGCAGAAACCCAGGCGCCGCAGGGAACUCCACCCAGUCUCAAAGACCCAACAGCUUCGGGGGCGAGGGUGGCGGCGAGAACGGACCCCUUCAACCCUCCAACAUCGCCCUCAUUGCUGGCGCCGCGGGAGGCUCCGCCUUUCUCCUGCUGGUGACGGCCGUGAUCUGCGUGGUGUGCUACCGGCGACGGCACGCCAAGCACUCGGACACCCACCACCCACCGCUGUCGCUGUCUUCGCUCACCAGCCCCAAGAGGGGAGGCGGCGGCGGCAUGGGCCUCACCAGCUCCAACAACAACGGCUCGGAGCCCAGCGACAUCAUCAUCCCCCUGAGGACGUCGGACUCGGCCUACUGCCCGCACUACGAGAAGGUGAGCGGGGACUAUGGACACCCCGUCUACAUCGUCCAGGAGAUGCCGCCUCAGAGCCCAGCCAACAUCUACUACAAAGUAUGAGACGGCCACUUCUCCGGCCGACUGGACACACCCACCUCCCUCCACCCAUUACCAACAAAUCCCCUGCUCCAAAUGAAGCCACAGCGAAGCUUGCCAUCACAGCUCCGACCCUGAACCCCUCAAUACGACUAGUGUUGCCCCUCUCACUGCCCCGUGAGCCCACACCCCCGGCCACAGUUGUGUUUCUCGCUGAGUAAAGCACCCCAACCCCAUCCUCACACAACUGGGCCACACAGUGUGUGUUAAGGGCGAUGUCGUAACCGUACACAGCCCUUCUUAACAAGGCCCUCACGAAUGGGUGAGAGCCUCUGAGUGCCCCCUUCUUGUUAACUCAGAGCUAAACGAGCCCCACCCGUGCUGAAUAGAAGAGUUGUUCCCCAAAAUGCCAGUGUGGUGUGCAGCACACACUCUUUUUCUCGGAGUAUGGACCUGGCGUUGGGACCCGCGAUGUUUUAAAAAAGAAAAGAACUACAACAGCAACAAAAAAAAAAAAAAACUACACCCCUGAACCCACUUAGCACCGGAGAACUCUGAUUCCCGGAGGCCAUACCUGCCUAUUCCACCAUCCCGCCCCUCAGAGCUCCAUCAGCCAACCAGAGACCGGCCCCUGCCACUAACUCACCAAUAGGAUUCUAGUUUGUUUGUGUUUGUUUCUCCUGAGGAAACAGGGGCCUCAGACUCAACCAAUCAGCAAGCCUGGGCGACGGUCACAUGAGCGGGCCGGGGCCUGAGGAGGUCUGACCAAUCGGUGACACUCAGAAUCUUGUAUAUUUUAAUAAUGUGUGUGUGUGUUUAUGUGUGUGUAUGUGCUGCUGAGUGAGUGUGCAUAGGACUUGGAUAAUAAUUAUGGCGUUGCUGCUCCACAUUAGACGUGUGCGUGCAGUUAGCGCGCUUCAGUACAGCAGGUUUGCGUACGCGUGUGUUUAGCCGGCGUGUGUGUGUGUUUAAGCUUUGUGUGUGAGCGACUGUGCGUGCGUGCGUUCUUUAGAAUUGUCUUAAAUACCAAAACACAAAAUAGUGAGCGAAUAUCAAAAAAAGUGAGAUUUUUUAUCACUAUCAACACUUAUAGAUUAUAUAUAUGAAUAUCCAGUAAAUAAUUUCUAGAUGUUUUCUUCAGUUUUCUAUUGUUUCGUUAUUUUUACCCACUCUGAUAAAGUACACUUCUGUUGAUAGACAUUUUUAUCUGCUGGUUUUUUUUCCACAACUUAAAACGACC
Paralichthys olivaceus (Japanese flounder) is the source of this 2020-nucleotide messenger RNA. Lineage: Eukaryota; Metazoa; Chordata; Actinopteri; Pleuronectiformes; Paralichthyidae. The record is from RefSeq and is a predicted model, not a curated record.